AUGUCCCACCGCCAAAAAGCUCCGGCCCCGUCCCGGAGCACACCGGCCCCGCAGCCGAAAGGCGCCGGAAACACGGCCCCGCCGAUGCCCACCUUGGCGGCUCCCAAGCCCGUCCGCCCCGCGCAAACCCUGUUGCGGGCUCCCGAGCAACAAUUGACGGGCAAGCCGAGCCCGCCCGGCUAUACUAGUUUCCCGCCGCCGCCGAGUCCCGCGCCGAACGCCGCCGUUGGCCGCCCGUCUCCGUCUCCUGGCACGCAAUCAACCACACCGUCUACAAGAAACGCCGGCACCACGCCGCGUGCAGGUCUUAAAAGUCCGGGACCUAACGCUCUGACAAGCUUUCCUCCACCGCCACCGACGCCGCCCCAACGAGAUGCCGGCAGUUACUUCCCUGAUCCGUCGAAGAAGUCCAAGUCGGGUCCCGGUGCUGCUCGGAUUCCGGCGUCAUCAGAAAAGACGGUAGGAGGGUUUUCGAUCGCAGAAACAGAGCUGCGUCCGGGUGUGAUCGAUAUCGACAACCUCGAAGAGACCCUCCACAACCUACGCUUCGCACCCUCUCCCAUGCUCUCUACCAUCUACUCAGUCCCGUCUACUCCUCGCGAAGAACUCUCCACGCCAGAUUUCACCAACAGCACCACGUCAUGCUUCACACCGCCAUCCACAAACCCGACACCUGAACCUAUAGUCCUUACCCCUCGCGGACCACCGCCUUAUCCAAAAGAACCCAUCACAUCACCCACCCGCCCCCGAGCCAACUCCCGCAGAGCCAGCCCGCCCAGCAGGAAACGCGGCCGAGGCGUGGUCUCCUGCAUCGACACCCCAGUGACCUUCCCUACAACAUGGUACAUCCACCCGGCCGCUCCCAACUUCCACAUCUGCUCCCGCUGCUACGAAGACCACCUCUUUGGAACCCGUUUCGAGACCGACUUCCGCGGCAAGAUCUACGAAGACCAGAAACCCCGCGUAUGCCGCUUCAGCAAGCCCCGAAUCAGGGACCACCUCCUCCAACAAGCCCUCAUCACCGGCCGCAUCGACGACCUCACCUCCUUCCUCCGCGACCGCAGCUCCGUCCCAGACUGCCGAAGCUUCGACGGCGCCAGGGGCUCCGAGGGAACGAAAUGGUACCGCCCCAAGAACAACGCCGUCCCGAACAUGGUCGUCUGCCAGGCCUGCUACGAAGACCACAUCCAACCCUUCCGCACCGCCGCCAACUUCGAACCAGCCUCCGCGCAGCCCGCCGGCGACGUCUGGUCGUGCGACCUCGCCAUCCCCUACAUCCGCAACAUGUACAAACUCAAAGCCGCCCAGGACAACGACUGGAAGUCCUUCACCACCGAAGCCGCCGCGAGAAUGACCCUCCCCCCCUGCGCGAGGCGCCAAAAGGUCGCCGUCGGCUCCCGCAAGUGGUUCACCCCGACCUCCGGCAUGGACGGCGUCCUCAUCUGCGCGACGUGCCACCGCGACCACGUCGUCUGCUCCGGCGAGGAACACCGCUGGCGCGACGCCGGCGACAACCUCGCCCCGCGGUACGGGAGCAUGGUCUACUGCACGCUGGGCCACUUCAACGUCGGAAUCGCCAUGUCGCGGGCGCAGGAGACCGGGGACUUCUCCGUCUUCUGGAGGGCCCUGGACACCGCGUGCCGCGAGGAGUUCUGCGACCCGCAGGGCGUCAGGGACGGGAAGUGGUAUACCUUCCCGUCGCACCCCGAGGACUUCGGCAUCUGUACGGCGUGCGUCGCGACCAUCGCCGAACCCCUCGGCCUCGCGUCCUCCCUCGUGCCCAAGUGCGGCGUGUCGCCCGGCUCGACACACCUCUGCUCCCUGAACCCGGCCAGUCCCCGCUUCGUCGCCUACAUGACCAAGCUCCUGGAGGGCUUCUUCAUCGCCGACACGCGGCCUCUGGAGUCGUACGCCCUCGAGUUCGCCAGCCUCCCGCUCUGCCCGCGCGACGAGGACUUCAAGAACCGGAGGUGGUACGGCUGGCAAGACUGCACGAUCUGCCCGUCCUGCUACCACGAGUUCGCCCGCGGCACGCCCCUCGCGGCCGCGAUGCCCCUGAAGGGCGAGACCGUCCCGGGUAGCCUGAUGUGCGAGAUGUACUCCCCGCGCAUGCGCGCCCUCUAUACCCAGGCCUGCUCGCGCUCGCCGCCUGACGCGUCGCAGCUUCUGAAGGCGUCCAAGGAUCGUCGCGCCGUGUACUUCGAGACGGUGCCUGAGAUCCGGCAGAUCAUCAACGAGGCGCAGAUGGCGCUGGGACAGCGGCGCAUGUCGAAUGUCGUGGGCUCGACGAACCGCGCCAUGGGGCAGACUCGCGAUAUUUCGUUCAAGAGCCCGUGCAUCUAUGACAUGUCUGGCUCGGAGAACAAGACUAGCUCGUUGUCUGUCGGGUUUGUGUCUGGUACGAAGACGCUUGUUCUUGAGAAGUUGGAGAAGCGGUGGAGGGAAAUCGAGUAA
Molecule: messenger RNA, 2454 nt
Organism: Colletotrichum karsti
Lineage: Eukaryota; Fungi; Ascomycota; Sordariomycetes; Glomerellales; Glomerellaceae
Exons: 1
Coding region: 1-2454 (817 amino acids)
Source: RefSeq, a predicted model, not a curated record